Molecule: messenger RNA, 2088 nt
Organism: Drosophila grimshawi
Lineage: Eukaryota; Metazoa; Arthropoda; Insecta; Diptera; Drosophilidae
Exons: 3
Coding region: 38-2041 (667 amino acids)
Source: RefSeq, a predicted model, not a curated record
AGUCGAGUUCAGUUAGUGAUCGCGUUUAAACCACGUUAUGAGUGCUCGUCUUGCCACCGGGCACUUGUUUAAAUAUUGUACGGUCUGUUUGGUUCUUGUGGUUAUAUUCAGACUGUAUAUGCCCGAGUCCGAAACCGCAAUGCGUCGAGAAUUAGAAAAUGCUGUGUCAACACCAGGAGUGAACAUGACUGCACUAAAUGUUGAAAUGUCAAAGUAUUUUGUGCAUACCUCAAAGUGCAGGAUACCCUAUAUAGAUCCCUUCUCGCCGGAGGUCAUGGAGAUCUACUCGCCGCGCACCUUUAUACCCUGCUCAAAUGAAAGUGAUCUAGUCUCAGCACUCUACGAUGCCAGUCUGAAGCGUUAUGUGCUCCAUAUCAACGAACAAGUGGCUCAAAAGCUGCUCAACUCCAGUGACCAGGAAUAUAAUUGUUUCUAUCGUGAGAUCCAGCUUGGAAAAGAAACGGAAACCUAUGACAUGCUCAAUCCGAGUAUAUAUUUCUCACAAAACUAUGUGGUGCCGCUGCAUGUUGAGGGCCUGCUGCUGCAGUGCGAAACCGCUGAAAUACCACCUGUAACGUUGCAAAAAGAUGCCUAUAUGUUCAUUCAAUAUCAACCCAGUGGAAAGACAAGUAAACCGAAUCGGUCAAACACACCCCAGCCGCGUAAGCCUAGUGUUUUAAUGUACGGCAUCGAUACACUGUCCAGAAUAAAUGUGCGUCGCACAAUGCCCUCGGUGUACAAGUAUCUUACCGGACCCGGCUGGUAUGAAAUGCGUGGCUACAAUAAGGUGGGAGAUAAUUCGUUUCCCAAUAUACUCGCCAUACUGAGUGGAUAUUCGCCGGAGAAGGCCAAGGAGCAUGUCUGUGAUACGGAUAAUGAGGGUUGUCUCGAUGAGAUACCCAUGAUUUGGAAGUACUUUCGGAACGCCAGCUACUUGACUGCCUAUGCGGAAGAUGAGAGUGCCUCGAAUACGUUUAGUUACCUGAAGCCGGGCUUCACAAAGAAACCCACCGAUUAUUAUUUUCGUCCGUUUCUGCGCGCUCUUGAGUGCGAGGCGGAUAAUUAUAAUUUACCUGAUUGCCAUAUGACUUAUUGCUAUGGUCGCCGCUUGGCCAAUAGUUAUAUCUACGAUUAUUGCAGGCAGUUUAUGCAGCGCUAUGUGAAGGAGCGACCCAUUUGGGGAAUGUUCUGGUCGAAUCACUUCAGUCACGAUGACAUUUUUAUGGCCUCGGCUAUGCAGAAUAAGGUCCUCGGUGAUUUGAGGGCCUACGAAAAAGAUGGCUCCCUGGAGCAUACCAUUAUGAUAUUUUUUGCCGAUCAUGGUGUACGCUUUGGUAGCUUAUUAAGUUUGUCUGAGGGCUAUUUGGAGGAGCGACUGCCCAUGAUGUUUAUUUAUUUGCCACCCUGGUUUCGCAAACAAUAUCCGCAUUAUGCUGCAGCCCUGGCCCAGAAUCAGCAUCGCCUGUGCUCCAACUUUGAUCUGCAUAAUACGCUGAAGCACAUAAUUGAAAUUGGCGGCACACCAGAUGGACCAGCCUUGCCCAAAUCCUACGAUUGCCCCACCUGCCAAUCCCUGUUCCAUCCAAUCGCCGAGAGCCGCACCUGCCCCGAGGCGGGCAUCGCUGAUCACUGGUGCACCUGCAACCCGUACCGGCGUAUUACUAAGCUCUACUGGAGUCAUCGCAUUGCACCCCUUGUUAUCGAGCGUAUGAACGAUUAUUUUGUGCAGAAGAACCUAAGCCAAUUGUGCAGCAAUUUGAGUUUACACUACAUACACAAUACGGAAAUUAGAACUGGUGUGGAUGUUAGCUGGGAAGAGGAUCUGCCUCAAGUGGAUGUGGCAGUCUAUCGCACCAAGUUUAAAGUGCAACAGAAUGGUGCCGAUUUUGAGGCCACAGUCAUCUUUAACAACAUUACCGAGGCUUUGGAGGUCAAUGUGGAGAGCAUAAGUCGCACAAAUUCCUAUAAAGAGGAUUCGAUGUGUAUUAAUGAUAAAAUUGCUAAAUUAUAUUGUAUAUGUUUUGAUAGCCUCCAACCUUAGCCAUGUUUCUAAUUUAAUAAAAUUACAAUAAAUUUACUAUGUACAAA